GCUGUGGGAGAAUAUAUUAAAACAAUAUAGAAAUGAUCAAUGUACUGAAUAUUCUCACUAAAUUUCGCAGUUGCACAAUCCAUGAGCGUAUUAGACCUAAGCAAUUAUCUGAUAGUAUUGGGCAGUUCGAGUGCCCGGAGACUCUCGAUUCUCCAAGAGGUUCUCAAGAUUACAAAGGUGACAGUGGUGAAGCCCGAUUUUGAGGAAAAUCUCCCGAAAUCCAUGUCUCCUAAACAGUAUGUCCAACAGACCUCUCAUCACAAACUACUUUCUAUCUUGGACGCCAACACGUUUGAGUCUCCUACAAUCGUCAUCUGCUGUGAUACCAUAGUUGACUGUAAUGGCCAGAUCCUCGAAAAACCCCAGACGAAGGUGGUUCAACGUCAAAUGUUAAAUAGCUACCGGCUCCACAAUGCGAUCAAUGUGAUUUCAUCAGUACAUGUGGCAAUUGUGCACGGAAAAGACAUCCAUGUCGCUGGAGAUGAGGUUUGUACGACCUUGAACUUCGAUUCGAGCACUCCUCAAGAAGUGAUUGAGGCAUACAUCGAAAGUGAAGAAGGGUUGGAGGUGGCUGGAGGAUUUAAGUUCCAGGAAGCGGGAAACGUUCUUUUCCUGUCACUUAAAGGCGAUUACUUCAACGUGGUGGGUCUCCCCGCCAAGCGGACGUUCGAUCUAGUUCGCCAGUUACUUGGACAUGUGUAAGUUAUAAGACCUUAGCAGCAGGCUUGUCGUCCUGCACACGCCUGCGAAAUUGUACAAAAGUCUGAGUGCGAGAUGAGAUGAAAAAUAUUCAAGAUGGCUCAGAAA
This is a messenger RNA of Yamadazyma tenuis ATCC 10573, 807 nucleotides long. NCBI's taxonomy places the organism in Eukaryota, Fungi, Ascomycota, Pichiomycetes, Serinales, Debaryomycetaceae. The record is from RefSeq and is a predicted model, not a curated record.